Molecule: messenger RNA, 1749 nt
Organism: Macrosiphum euphorbiae (potato aphid)
Lineage: Eukaryota; Metazoa; Arthropoda; Insecta; Hemiptera; Aphididae
Source: the annotation of a GenBank genome assembly
AUGAAUGACGAACAUCUUAUAGCUUUGGGAAAAAAAAUUACAAAAUUAACCGAUAUUUAUAUACAAAAGAAACCAGAUCUUAUUGAAUUAUGCAAAUCUAAACAAUUAAAAAGUGUAGGAACCGUAGAUAACCUAAGGGCUAGAUUAUCUAGAUACUAUAAGGGGAUCGUAGAAUUAGGCGACAUCGAAGAAACUUUAAGUGAUCUACAAAAAAUCAAAGUUCAAAAGGAUUCAAUAGAAGAUAGAAUUGAUAUUACAGAAUUACUCACACAGAGCAAUUUAAGUGAUUCAAGCCCAGAAACGAGUAAUAGCGCUAUAAAUAGACCAAAAACAAUUAAUAACGACCUUUUAAAUAAUUUAUCCAAAGAUUUAGAAGAAAACGCAAACAAAUUAAUAAUCCAAGCAGAAAAAAUUGAAAACCUUACUAGUAAUUUAUAUCAAAACGAUUCAGUACAAGCCCCUAAUAAUAGUUAUAAUAAUUUAAUAAACUUAGAUCCUAACGAAUCUACAAAAGUAGAACACAUAUACGAAGAUAUCAUAAGUCCAAUAAAAACUGAUUCAGAUUUAAAUACCACCUUCUUUAGCAACUCAAAAUUCGUAAUAGACAAUACACCUGAAAAAUUAAAUAUAUUGGAAAAUAAAAAUCCAAAACACAAAAUGGAAAAAAUGAUAGUAAAACCAGAUAGUUUUUCCGGACAAGGUGACAUAAAAACUUUCAUCAGACAAUACGAAAAGGCAGCACAGAUCAACAAUUGGAACGACGACGAAAAAAUUAAGUUUCUAUCAAUAUUUUUGAAAGAAACUGCUAACAAAUUUCUACAAAAUUUGGAAAACAAAAGAGAAAACUGGUCAUGGGAAAAUCUAAAAAGCGAGUUCAUAAACGAAUUUCAACCCAUAGGAUACUCAAUAAUAUUAAAAAACAAAUUAGAAAAUAGGAAACAGAACGACUUAGAGUCAAUUUCUAGUUUUGUUACGGAAAUAGAAUACCUGUGUAGCCAAGUACAAAAAGAUAUGAAAGAGGAAGAUAUUUGCGUGUACAUACUAAAAGGUAUUAGGGAACCUAUAUUACAUGCCAUCUCACUGCAUGAUAAUAGUACUUUGAAAAAAUUGAAAGAAAAUUUAAAAAAAUAUGAACUUAUGCAAUUUAGAAUUAAUUCAAGAAGUUCAGGACUCAGCGAAUACACGGAAAUCUUAAAUAAACAAGUAAUGCAACUAAAUAAUGAAACUAAAGACAGCAAUCAAGAAAUAAAACGAUUAAAUACAAAAUUAGAAGGAAUAGACAGUUAUCAUAAAAAUAAAAUCGAUCAUCUGUGUACCAAAAUCGAUCAACUAUGUACCGAAAUGCAUAAUAUUAAAAAAUACGACAAGACAGUCAAUUUUGAAAAUAGAUCACGCAAUAGAGACAAAAGUCCAUAUCCAGGAAGAACAGAUCACGAAGGCAGGAACAAUUAUAGGGAAAAAAGUCCUUAUCCCGAUAGGUACGACAACUAUAAGCUCAGAGACAGUAGUAGAGAUAGAUACAAUAACAAUAAAUAUAGAAAUAACAGUAGAGAAAUGAGCAAUAAUAGAGAUAGGUCUGAUUCAAGAAAUAGGGAAAACUCCUACGACAGAUCCAGAAAUAGAGAUAGUUAUAAGUUCAGAAAUCGUGAAAAUGACAUAAGUAGGAAACAGCACAGUAGGGAAAACAUGCAAGAGAAAGUUAUUCAAGAUCCACGACGCCGGAAGGAUUUAAUGGAAGAGGAAAAAUAA